AAAUAUUUGAUGUGCGUCCCCGACAGCCCUACGCCAACAACGUUCGAUGCCGUCAUCAUUGGCGGUGGCGCUGCAGGCCUCGCCGCUGCCAGGGCAUUGCAGCUUCAUCACGAUGUAGCUGUUAUCGAGGCGCGACCUCGGCUCGGAGGGAGGAUCAGCCCGACCAGGUGGCACCGGGGGGUUGCUAUUGAUAUGGGCGCUCAAUACGUACACGGCGUUUGCCCGGAGAACCCUAUGGUGGACCUCAUCCACCGCGCGAAGCUUCACCUCGAGACGUAUCCUGGCUCCGAUGAGGAGUAUAUUACAGGCUUGCGGGCAUACAACGCGGAGGGGAAGUUGUACUCAGCUGAGGAGUUGGAUAGCGCCUAUAGGAGGAUGCAAAAUCUGAUGGAAAGAGCGGAAAGUGUCUGUCGAGAAUUGGAUGAUGACGUAAGUUUCGAAGAUGGCGUCAAAUUGGCUGGGAUCGACCUCUCUACUGAGGACGAGCUCGUGAGGUAUCUUUGGUGGUAUCUUGUUCGAACGUGGAUGGGUGUCAGCUCGGACGCCCAACUCCGAGCUAACGAGUUUAACGGCUCGGACGAGACCGGUAGGUGCGAAGGCCCUGACGGUAAAGUGAAGGAGGGCAUGUACGCACUUGUCGAGGAGCUCCGUAGGGAGUGCCCUAACGCACACUUCAUACUUUCCUCUCCAGUCGUCUCUGUGGUUGAGCAAGAUGGCUUGGUUAAGGUUACUACGAAGGACGGUGCUGAAUACUAUGCCAAAGCUUGCAUCUGCACGGUGCCCUUGGGAGUUUUACAAACAGGUCGACUCAGCUUCGAGCCAGAAUUGUCCGCGGCUCAGCGAGAAUCCAUCAACAGGCUUGGCACUGGCACCAGUGAGAAAGUCUUUCUAGGCUGGGACGAGACCGAGCCUAUCCCUGAUGACAAGGCCGGUAUAGCUGUUAUCGGUCCUGAUGGCCACAAUUGGCUUUUUGAGGUUCUCUCUACGAGUGCCGUCACAGCUCAAGUGGUGGACAUCAGCGCAUCAGAGGCGAUAGAAGGCGCAGUUGAGGCCUUGAAAGUGGCGUUUCCGGACCUCCCACCACCUGAUCGAACAUCUGUUACAUUCUUCUGUUCGGGUCUGUACUCGAUGGGAGCCUAUUCUCAUUACAGGCCGGGAUCCACUGAACGGGACGUAGAAAGGGCGGCACAGCGACACGGCUUGGUCUGGUUCGCUGGAGAACACUGUGAUCCAGAAUACCAAGGCGCAGUGCAUGCAGCUCUUCUAACGGGUGCGAAGGCUGCUGAAGACGUCGAGAAGUAUCUGGCGAGUCGAUCUUGUUAA
Messenger RNA from Perkinsus marinus ATCC 50983, 1323 nucleotides. RefSeq names its product amine oxidase, putative. The transcript has a single exon. Bases 10 to 1323 code for a protein of 437 amino acids. Gene Ontology annotation, molecular function: oxidoreductase activity. The record is from RefSeq and is a predicted model, not a curated record. NCBI's taxonomy places the organism in Eukaryota, Perkinsozoa, Perkinsida, Perkinsidae.